AUGGCGGAGGAGCGCGUGCAGGCUCUAGAGCAGCAGAUGAUGGCGAUGACCCAGGAGCUGCAGAACCGCCAGCAGAGGGAGAACGAUCUCACGGCCGAGGUGCAGCGGCUCGGCCGUAUGACCGAGGCUCGACCACGGCCUCGAGCCGAGUCGCUCGUGGACACUCGCACGCUGGGCAAGCCGGAUGUGUUCACGGGCGAGGAACAUAAGUGGAACGAUUGGAAGGUGAUCUUCAAGGCGUACUGUGGCGUUGUGAACGCCGACUUGCUGGCAGGGAUGCGACUGGCAGAGAGCGCUGACGAGACCUCAGUUCAGAACGAUGACUUCCUCGAGGAGAAUAUGAGGCAGGCCUCGCAGCAGCUGUAUUACAUCUUGCUCCUCCUCUGCCGGCAGCACCCUCUGACGACGAUCGUGAACGCUGGCGAGAAUGAGGGCUUCCAGGCUUGGCGCAAGCUGGUCGAAUACUACGAACCGAAUGCGAGGUCCCGCAUCGCGGGGCAGCUGCUGAACCUCCUGAACUUCUCGUUCACUGGCGAUGUCGAGGACCGGCUGGCGCUGUUCGAGCGAGAGCUCCUCAGGUACGAGCAGAGGAGCGGCGAGGCCAUCACAGCCUCUAUGAGGAUCGGCAUCGUCCUUCGGCAGCUCGAGGAAGGCCCUCUACGCCAGCACCUCUUGCUCAAUGCGACCAGGCUGGUGGAGUGGCAGGACUGCCGACGUGAGGUCACCGACAUCCGCCGUGCCCAGAGCGCCAUCGCCCCGGUGCCCGUGCCCAUGGAUCUGAAUGCCAAGCACAGGGGGGCGUUGGCGAGCAUGGAGCAGACGCUGGCUCGCAUCAACGCCUCCCAGUCGACGAGUACGACUGUGCCAUCGGCGGCCAGCUCUAUCUCGACGGCUGCGACUGCGAGGCUGAGUCCGGCGGCGGCGAUGUCCGGCACGAGCUCUCGACAGGUCGCAGCACUCUACCUGAACGACGCGGACGAGCAGGUCAGCUACCCGUUCGCGAACCUCCACUCCCUCAUCAUUCACGACCCGGGGCCGGACAAGGCGGACGUGGUCGACUCUGCGACCGGCGCGGCCCUGGACCUGAACAUGAUCCACGGCAACUCGGAUGCGGAGGAGGUCGAGCUCAACGGCAUCUUGCGUGUGGGCAUCGAUUCGUGUGCGGCGGCAUCGGGCGGCCAGGCGAUCUCGUGCAAGACCGCCUCUGGCCACUACGUGAACGACGAGGGCGAGAAGAUCCUCGUGGGGGCGAUGCCUGGGGCGUCCCAGGCACGCGCUGCCAAGUUCAGGGUGGCGGACAUCAGCAAGCCGUUGCUGAGCGUCGCGGAGAUGGUCGACUCUGGCCAUCGGCUCGUCUUCGACUCGGAGGGCGGGCAGGACAUUAGCUACGCGUACCACAAGACCAGCGGAGACGUUGUCAAGUUCUGCCGCAGGAACAAGGUCUACGAGAUGGACAUGCACGUCGACCCGUGCGUGCCGGAGGUCUGCCCAGUCGAGGUGGCAGGCCGCGAGCCUCCCGAGGGUGAAGCCGGCCAGCCAGGCGCGGCUCACGAGGAGGUCGCGGAGGGCCCGCCGGUACGGCCGGCGAGGGAGCCCGCAGCGCCGACGGCGGCCGAGCGAGCCGCGCACGAGGUGCUGCACGAGCCCUACAGGGCAUGGUGCCGGGAGUGCGUCUCCGGCAGAGGCCUGUCCGCAGGCCAUCAGACGAAGGACCGCCAGGAGUCGGCGCUCGCGGUGGUUGGCAUCGACUACGGCUACCUCGGUGAACGAGAGGACGCCGCGCCGCUGCUGAUCGGGAAAGAUUCGAAGCAGCGUUGGUUCCACGCGUCGGUGGUUCCGCAGCAUCCCUGGCCGGCAAAGUCGUGGUCCAGGAGGCUGGCAUCGGCUGGCCGCAAGCGCUUCGUCUUCCGCUCAGACGGCGAGGCGCCGCUCGUCACCCUGAAGACCCGCAUCGGGGCCAAGCUCAAGGAGGAGUGCGGCAUCGAGACGGUGCCCGAGGAGAGCGCGGUCGGCGACUCUCAGGGCAACGGCCUGGCCAAGCACGCGGUGCGCGAGGUCAAGGCCAAGGUGAGGACGGUGCGGGCGCAGGUGGACGACCUCCACGGCGUGAGCAUUGGCGUCGAGCACCCAGUGACCCCGUGGAUGGUCGAGUUCGCAGGCAUGUCCAUCAACCUGGGCAGGCGGGGCGCUGACGGCCGCGCGGCUUGGGAGCUUCGGCGCGGCCGCCCCUUCAACAAGGAUCUGGCUUGCUUCUCGGAGAAGGUCCUGUAUCUCCCAGGGGGCAAGCGCAAGGCCGGGAUCGAGGACAAUUUCCUCGCUGGGCUCUACCUGGGGCCCGCGCUUCGGACGGACGAGGUCUACAUUGGCACGGAGUUGGGCGCACUGCGGGCCAGGACCUUCAAGCGGUUGACGGUCGAGCAGCGGGCUGACAAGGCCCUGCUGAACAGCCUCGUGGGGGAGCCGUGGGCGCCGGUGCCGACGGACAUGGAGGUGGACGAAGUACCGGUGGCCAUCGAGAUCCGAGCACCGGUGCCGGCGCCGGCUGGGGACCUCCCGCCCCGAGCUCCCCGAGUCGGGCGACCACCGGCGGGGCCGCGAGCCGUCUACAUCAGGAAGGACGUUGAGAUCGCGAAGUACGGGAUCUCCCCGGGCUGCCACGGCUGCGCCGCGAUCCUCAACGGCGCCUGGGCGCAGGCUCACUCAGCCGAGCGCCGCGCUCGGAUCGAGCAGGCGAUGCAGGACGACGAGGAGGCAAAGCAGAGGUUCGAGGAUGCCCGUGAGCGGAAGCGGCGUCGCACUGACGUCGCCGGUCCUGUCUAUCAAGAGGGCGGCUCGUCCGGCAGUGGCGGUCCAGCCCCAGCUCAGCAGGGGGAGAUCGGUGCCCUCCUGCUCUCCCUCGGCUACAGCGGGCGCAAGGCCGACGUGAUGGAGGUCCUCUGCCCGAAUAGGCUUGUGGGCUUUGCCCCCCUCUUCGGUCUGGUCCACGGCGGCUCGUUCGACCUGAGGGUUGGCUGGGGCCUGACCGACCGCCAGCAGCAGCGACAGUGCCGGGAGCUGAUCGAGCACUUCGAGGUGUACUUCCUCUUGGGCAGUCCUCGCUGCGCGCCGUUCUCCAUGCUGAAGUACCUGAACGAGGACACGGAGAAGCAGCGUGAGGCUUGCGCCAUCGGGUACGAGCACUUGAGGUUCGUGAUGGAGCUCUACACGCUGCAGGUGAAGCACGACCGCACGUUCUUGCACGAGCACCCCUGGAACGCGGACAGCUGGGACCUCGACGUCGUGAAGGAUGUGAUGGCUCUCCCGGGUGUCGAGGUCGGGCGAGGCGACCAGUGCGUGUUCGGCCUGGUGGUUGCGGACGCGCACGGCGACAGGCUCGCCAAGAAGCCGACAGGAUGGAUGAGUAAUCACAAGGAGGUGUUGGAUGAGGUCUGCAAGCGCUGCCCCAAUGAUACUGGCAUUGGCAGCCGCCACGAGCAUUCCACCUUCGUCGGCCGCAACAUGCGUGUGGCGGAGAGGUGCCCGGUCAAGCUCCUCCGUGCCAUCCUCCGUGGCCUCCGCCGUCACCAUGGGAACAAGAAGGUGCUCGCGCUUUCGGCCCUGGAUGCUGGGCCGAACGUGGACGAUGAGGAGAUCAGCCUGAAGGACUUCGUCGGGAAGUGGCGCGACACGCUUAGGACCGAGUUCUACGACGACCUCACCGGCCUCACGCUGGACCCCGCGCGGGUGAAAGCCGCGAGGCGCCUGGAGAUGGAUUUCAUGGCGCAGCUUGGCGUGUGGGUCUACGCGAGGGAGGAGGACUGUCAGCGCGAGCUUGGACGGAGGCCUCUCAGUGGCCGCGUGCUGCGCUUCCUGGACAUCUCGCGGGCACACCCGCACUGCGAGAUCAAGAGGACGGUCUACAUCAAGCUUCCAGAGGAGGAUCCGAUGUCGCAGGAGAUCGGUACGUGUGGGCUCUUGCGGAUGGCGCUCUACGGGACGCGCGACGCUGGCCAGAACUUCGAGCUCACGACUGCCGAGACGGUCAUCGGUGCUGGCUGUGACCAGUCGGCCUUCUCGCCUUGCGUGUACUGCCACAAGGACCUUCAGGUGAGCUUCUUCCACCACGGCGACGACUUCGUGCUCGAGGGCUCUCGGGGCGGGACGGAGCCGAUCUGCGAGGCUCUGAAGACAAAGUUCAUCGUGAAGGACAGGGGCGUGCUCGGGCCGGCGCCUACCGACGCGAAGGAGAUCACGUGCCUCAACAGGGUAGUGCGCUGGCGAGACCGAUGGUGCCAAGGGGGCGAGGCCAUCGAGUACGAGGCGGAUCCCAGGCACGCGCAGAUCUUGCACGCACAGCUCGGAAUGGACCCCCGCGCUACGAAGUCAUUGAGCACGCCAGGGCUGAGCCAGAAGCUGACGCGUGAGGUCGAGCGCGAGCUGAACGAGCACGAGGCGGCAGAGUACCGUAGUGCGUGCAUGAGGCUGGGCUACUUGGCGCUCGACCGGCCAGAGGUGCAGUUCGCUGCCAAGGAGUGCGCUCGCGGCAUGCAGAAGCCGACGGAGCGACACCUCCGCCUCCUGAAUCGCGCUGGGCGCUUCUUGAUCGGGGCGCCGCGGGCCAUCUGGAAGUGGGGCCGACAGCGGGCACCCACAGUGAUGGACAUCUACUCGGACACAGAUUGGGCAGGCUGCCCGAUCACGCGGAGAAGCACCAGCUCAGUCGUGAUCAAACAUGGGCAGCACCUGAUCGUGACGGCAUCGACGACUCAGAUCCCCAUCUCCAUGAGUUCGGGGGAGGCUGAGUUCUACGGCUGUGUGCGAGCGGCCAGCAGGGCCAUCGGCAUGCAGUCACUGUGCCAGGGCCUAGGCAGGGACGUGAGCCUUCGCAUCUGGAGCGACUCGGCAGCUGCUCUUGGCAUCAUGCAACGACGAGGCUGCGGCAAAGUCCGACACCUCGAGACUCCGACGCUGUGGGUGCAGAAGGCACUCAAGGACGGACGGUUUCAGUUGGCCAAGGUUCCCGGGAAGUCGAACCCGGCGGACCUGGGGGCGAAGUUCCUCGACCAGGCAGCGAUGCUCCGAGGGCUGAAGAUGAUGAAUGUCGAGCUCUCGGACGCGCCUCUCUCGAGUGCCCUUCAGGCGAAGGUCUGA
Molecule: messenger RNA, 5130 nt
Organism: Prorocentrum cordatum
Lineage: Eukaryota; Dinophyceae; Prorocentrales; Prorocentraceae
Source: the annotation of a GenBank genome assembly